Messenger RNA from Seriola aureovittata, 2001 nucleotides. Its product is annotated as macrophage mannose receptor 1. The transcript has 3 exons. NCBI's taxonomy places the organism in Eukaryota, Metazoa, Chordata, Actinopteri, Carangiformes, Carangidae. Bases 327 to 1460 code for a protein of 377 amino acids. The record is from RefSeq and is a predicted model, not a curated record.
ACAAACCUUAGAACUAUGAAAAUGACCCUUGUGUUGUUCAUUCUUUGUUCAGGUAAGGACUUAUUUCUUGGUGUUGGUCUCCUCAUGAUAUUCAGUGGGUGUUGUGUGCACGCAUGCCAGUCUAAGAGGUUUAGGACCUCCAAAUAUUUCUCCCCCCAAAUAUCUUUUGUGAUCAGUAGACACACUUUGACAUGCUGUUUUAAUAACAUGCAACACCUGCACAAGUUACUUAUUUAUGCAUAAGAGAGGUUUUGUAGUCAGUGUGUGACAUAUUGUUUUCAUUGUAUUUUAACCUAGUACACUUCGUUUUAACAGUCCAGUAGUUCAUGAUGAUGUUUGUUGUUUUUAGAUGCAGUAAUUCUAAGCAAGUGAAUAAUAUUUUUUUUUCUUCCAUUUUUACAGGAUUUGUUCACUUUACAUUUGCAUCAAAUCGUCUGCGAGUUUUCCGUUUUAUUGACCAAGAGAAACCUUGGGACGAGUCAUUGGAAAACUGUACAAAAACAAAUGAGUCAUUUGUAACUCUGUAUGAUAAAGGUGACAUCAAUUACAUAUUUGAGUUUGUGAUUUAUAUCAAUGCAUCCCCGUGGCUUGGUCUGCGUAAGAGUCGAAAGAAUGUUACCACUUGGUCAGAUGGUAUCCCUUUUACGUUCAAUAACUCAGAUGUGACUGUAACAAAUGGGAUGCCAAUAUGUGAAGGUAUUGAACAAAGCAAGUGGACGGUUUUUAACUGUUCAGACAAAAAGCAUUUCAUGUGCUACAAGGAUAAUAAUUACAUCCUGAUUCAAAAUGAGAGAAAGACCUGGUGUCAGGCACAGCUGUACUGCAGGAGACACUUCACUGACUUGGUUAGCAUCAGUAAUGAAACGCAAAACACACAAGUGAUUGAGGAAGGAAAGAACAAAACCUUUUGGAUUGGACUCCUGCAUGAUGAAUGGGAGUGGGUGGACAACAGCUGCUCAACAUUCAGAGAUUGGGAUUCUGAUGGUUCUUUUCGAUCCUUAAACUGCUCAGCUCUGUCACACUCAGGUAGAUCCAUGACAGGAGCUGAGUGUAAUGAUACAGACAAACCUACAUUUUGCUCCAAAGGCAAAGUGAGAAUCCAAGUCGUCCACCUAAAUUUAACUUGGGAAGACGCCUUUGACUACUGCGCGGAUAACCACACAAGCCUGCUGCAGAUUGAGGAUAGUGAAGAUCAGAAAGCUGUAGAACAAUGGCUUAAUUACACCACUGGUGAUGGUCCAUUCUGGAUCGGUCUGAGGCAGAGUCGUGUCUUUGGGUUCUGGAUUUGGCGUGACAAAACAGUGUCCUACAGCAACUGGAUGGACGGCAGACAGCCUGAGAUGCCCAUAUCCGACAACUGUGGUGUCAUCAACAAGACAGACUACAAGUGGAGGGAUGAAAACUGUUGGCAUGAGCACCCUUUUAUUUGCGAGGAGGAGAUUUCAUUCAUGAAUAAAUAGUCUAUAGUUAUAAAUCUGUUUGAUAAAUCGAAGUGGGGGUUGAUUCCCGAUCAUAGAAAUGAAACUCAGAAACAAAAAUCUACUGAUUGUUAAUGGAUGUCUAUCUUGAAAUCAGUUACAUUGUUACAAUUUAACAUGAAGUUGUAUGUUGUAAUGAUAAAAUUUGCCAUUUUACUUUUACUACUUUAUAGCCUAUACUGUGUUACCAUUACUAUUAUUACUGUUAUUAUUUAGUGUAACUGUGUUAAAAGUUCAUUGCAGUUUGUAGUUAAUUAUAAGAAUAGAACUUGAUCACCUGUAAAUAAUAGUAUAUUUUCAUCUGACAUUUUGGUGUCCAUUCCACUUGGGGCCACUUGUUCCAGUGAUAAUUUCAAAGCAUAUUCUACUUUUCUAGUGUUAAAAUCAAAUCCCUGUGCAAAUUUACUUCCAGAUAAUUUGCUUUCUUGCAAUAAAAGACAAUGAUUUUCAAAUCCAACCAGUGGGAAUGUUACCAUGAACUAAGAAAUGUGUCUUGAUCACUGCUUACUUGUAUAUAUGAAUA